Molecule: messenger RNA, 2886 nt
Organism: Armigeres subalbatus
Lineage: Eukaryota; Metazoa; Arthropoda; Insecta; Diptera; Culicidae
Exons: 2
Coding region: 891-1619 (242 amino acids)
Biological process (GO): DNA integration
Molecular function (GO): nucleic acid binding
Source: RefSeq, a predicted model, not a curated record
UGUCGUGAUAACAAGAAGAGUGUCGAAUUAAACGAGAAUAAUCGGUAAUAAAAGUGUUCGUUUUUCUACCAAUCCCGCCGCGUUGAAGUGUGUUACGAACUCCGAAACCGCCAAGGUGCUCCGCGCCAACAUUUUUGGUCCUGGUCGAGCCGGAUCAACCGCGAGUAGUAUCGAAAAUCGCGGUGAUUUGCAGUUCCGUCGCGAGCAUUAUCGGUGGUAAUACAUAGUACCAACAAAGUACGCAACAAUAUCGUUCAAUUGUCGGCGCGGGUUACCGAUCACAGUGCUGCUGUUGAUCGAGCCUGUGGAUCGACGCAUUUCGGGGAGUGUGAAAGAAAGCGCAUCGCAAUCGGCGUGAGUUAGCGACUACAGUGCUACAAAUUCAUAAGGGCCUGUGAGCUAAAGCUGCAGUGAGUGAAAAACUAUAAAACUAUAAGUGCGCGAAAGAUCCUUAAUUACAAGUGAUCUCGGAAGAUUGACCAGUGGAAGUUAUCGUUGAAUGGCGGUCGGAAUCGUCCCGACACAGUAAACGGACAAGCACGCCGUGACGCUGUCUGAGCGUGGCUUGGGUUCUUUGUGCGUCGCUGGACAAUACAGCAUUCAGCUUGGACGUUGAACCCAGAAAACCACUCUCGUCGCAGAUUAGGAUUUCUACAAACCACUGAAUAAAGCCAUUUCAACAUUGGUGCGGUUAGCACAAAAAGAAGUGUUCCCAAACGAUAUCGCAUCAGUAGCCUCCGAUGGGCAAGUGAAGUCGACUUCACCUUUGAAGAAUCUUGCGCCUGUUCGGCAUUCUACGUGUUGGUGGGCGUCUUAAAAAUGCGUUGAUUUCGGAGGACAGAAAGCAUCCAAUAAUCCUUCCGGCUCGUCACCCGUUGACUGAAGCUAUUAUGGAGCACUAUCAUCGCAAAUAUCUACACGCCGGACCACAAUUGCUUGUGGCAAGUGUCCGGGAGAAGUUCUGGCCGCUACGCAUCCGUAACUUGGCACGGAGUGUGGUACAUUCAUGCGUCAAUUGUUUUCGAUGUAAGCCUACUGUUCUGGAGCAACUCAUGGGAGAUUUGCCCCCAGAAAGGGUAACGUUUUCUUUGCCUUUCCUCAACACCGGCGUUGAUCUAUGUGGAUCAUUCUAUUAUCGGAAGAAUCGCAAGGCAGUUUCUACUAAGUGCUAUAUCGCCAUCUUCAUCUGCCUUGUCACCAAGGCCAUCCACGUAGAAUUGGUCAAUGACCUCUCAACGGCCGCUUUUCUCGCGGCAUUACAUCGAUUCAUCGGUCGCAGAGGAAAACCCGAGGCAAUCCACUGCGACAAUGCUCGAAACUUUAGAGGAGCUGCUCGAGAACUAGCAGAACUAGCCAAACAAUUCCACUCCCAACAACACCAGAAUGCGGUUGUGAACCAAACCGCCAACGACGGAAUUCGCUUCAAAUUCAUUCUGCCUUGCAGUCCGAACUUCGGAGGGCUGUGGGAGGCGGCGGUAAAGUCGUUUAAGCAGCAUUUCCGUUCGACCGUUGGCAAUUCCGUUCUGUCGCAAGAUGAGUUCGUCACGUGGUUGGUUCGUAUUGAAGCCUGUCUGAACUCCAGACCACUUACGCCGACCCAAACGAUCUGGACGUUUUGACUCCGGGUCACUUUUUAAUUCAUCGACCCUUGACGUCCUUCCCUGAGCCUGACCUUUCCGAAGUUCCUCGGAAUCGCCUCGAUCGUUGGCAAGAGAACCAGGAGAUCCUCCGACGAGUAUGGAAACGCUGGUCUACGGAUUAUUUAUCGGGCCUCCACCCACGCACCAAGUGGACUCAGGUCCGGAACAACGUCGAAGUGGGCACAAUGGUGCUCCUCAAGGAUAACAAUCUUCCUCCGCUUAAGUGGCGAUAUGGAAGAGUCACCCAAGUCAUUCGUGGAGCUGACGGCAACAUCAGGGUCGUCGACGUGAAGACAGCCGAUGGAGAGUUUCGACGGGCCAUAUCAAAAAUUUGCGUACUUCCGGUGCGCCCUGCGCAUAUCAUGGAGGUUUCAGAGGCCCUCUAGCAUUGACGUCUACCAUCGCGGUAUUGUCAUACUGCGCAACGAUCGGAGGCCUUUGGGCCUCCGAGCCCUGUAAGUAUUGUUUUUCAUUGAAAUUUCAAAAAACUAAGAAAUGUUUUGUACUCCAGCAUGUAUCCUGGAUCCAUCGACGGCGACUCUAUCCCGGUUCGAGUGCGCCCAACCCCGAUGUCUAACUGGUGUUCCACCGGUUGAGCAUACAAGGAAGGAUGACCCUAUCAGCAGCCGUCAAACCCAUAACCAAGCCUGGCGACCUGACUCGAGCCUUAACGAUGACGUUGACGUUCAGAAGAAGACUCAACUCAAACCAAGAGGAAAGUCGCCUGUUAGGAGAAGCAGCACAGUGAUAACCGUAGUAUUAGUGUGAGAAGUGAAUUGAUAUUCGAAAUAUGUAUACACGAUUGGUUGAAAGGUCUAACCUUUCAACGGGGGCCGGCAUAUGUUACCGCAAACCCUAUCAAUAACUCAUAUCAUUAGCAUAUAAGAUCAAUAGCAAUCGCAAUCAAUCUCCCACGAUUAUUACCAUAUUCCCAUCCUGAUCUCUAGCCUUCAGCUAAGGAGAAGAGAGAAGGUUCGCAGUAGCUCAAUACUCUCGAUUGCAAAUUAAUACCUACUCUGAAUUCCCAUAUAUUACCAUACACGAACCAGUUCAAGUUAGUUAAAAUAAAACUACCAAACUAUACACGUCUGUCGUGAUAUCUAUCGCAAUAACAAGAAGAGUGUCGAAUUAAACGAGAAUAAUCGGUAAUAAAAGUGUUCGUUUUUCUACCAAUCCUGCCGCGUUCAAGUGUGUUACGAACUCCGAAACCGCCAAAGUGCUCCGCGUGGACGUGACAUAGUGGACG